This is a messenger RNA of Penicillium brevicompactum, 597 nucleotides long. Its product is annotated as EF-hand domain-containing protein. The record is from RefSeq and is a predicted model, not a curated record. NCBI's taxonomy places the organism in Eukaryota, Fungi, Ascomycota, Eurotiomycetes, Eurotiales, Aspergillaceae. Gene Ontology annotation, molecular function: calcium ion binding. The annotation marks the transcript as partial. Gene Ontology annotation, cellular component: membrane; intracellular membrane-bounded organelle; cytosol. The transcript is spliced from 3 exons.
CCUUGCGCUAACUCACUCUUCAGUCAGUCGAAACUAUCGCCGACGCAGCUCGAUGAGUUGCAACGAGCCACACAUUUCGAUAAGAAGGAGCUACAGCAAUGGUACAAAGUGCACCAUCUAGGAUUCCUCAAGGAUUGCCCAUCAGGCACCUUGACUAAGGAAGAGUUCCAGAAAAUCUAUCGACAAUUCUUUCCCUUCGGCGACCCGUCAUCCUUCGCAAAUUACGUAUUCCGUGUGUUCGACUCAGACAACAGUGGCAUGAUUGAUUUCAAAGAAUUCAUCUGCGCUCUUUCAGUGACCUCACGAGGCAAGAUGGAGGAUAAGUUGGACUGGGCUUUCCAGUUGUAUGAUAUUGAUGGCGAUGGGAAGAUCACCUACGACGAAAUGCUGGCCAUUGUCGAGGCGAUUUACAAGAUGGUGGGAUCUAUGGUGAAACUCCCCGAGGACGAAGAUACCCCAGAGAAGCGUGUACGGAAGAUCUUCCGGAUGAUGGACAAGGAUGAGAACGGGAGCCUCGAUAUCGAAGAAUUCAAAGAAGGCAGCAAACGGGAUGAGACGAUCGUUAGUGCCUUGUCGCUUUACGACGGAUUGGUUUAG